AUGAAAGACGCCGAAUUAGAAAGUGUUAAAAAGGUGGGAAAAGCAAAUGGUAAAAAGUCGGCUGUUAAGGAAGAACUUUCUGAUUCCGAAAGUGAUGUACCGCUCGGAAAAAGAGGUAAUAAAGGGAAAAACGCAGUAAAAAAGGCCAGUCCUCAGAAAAAGAAAAAAAAGGAAGACCCCGCAGAAAAAGAUAUGUCAGAAAAAAAGAAGGGUAAACAAAAGGUUGUAAAAGAAGAAUCAGAUGAGGAAGACGAUGAAGAAUAUCGUUGGUGGGAAGCUGAAAAUGCUAAGGGUGAUGGUACUGUCAAAUGGAAUACUCUAGAACAUAAUGGAGUAUAUUUUCCUCCUGAAUAUGUUCCGCAUAAUGUGAAGAUGAAGUAUGAUGGCAAAGAGGUGCAUCUUGAACCUGAAGCAGAAGAAGUUGCAACAUUUUAUGCUGCUGCCUUAAAUACUGAACAUGUCGAAAACCCCACAUUCAAUGAAAAUUUUUUCAGAGACUUUAAGGCAAUUUUGGAUAAGUCUGACAAGAAUCCGCCCAUUGAGGAUUUCAAGAAAUGUGACUUCACGCCAAUCUUAGACCACCUUGAACGAGAAAAGGAAAAACGGAAAGCAAUGUCAAAGGAAGAAAAACAAAAACUCAAAGAAGAAAAACUUCAAUUGGAAGAGAAGUAUGGUUAUUGUUAUUUAGAUGGUCGAAAGCAAAAAGUUGGCAAUUUCCGAAUUGAACCUCCAAGCUUAUUCCGUGGUCGUGGUAAACACCCAAAGACAGGUUCAUUGAAGCUUCGAGUUCAACCGGAGCAAGUAACUAUCAAUAUUGGCAAAGCGGCAAAGGUUCCUGAACCUCCAGCAGGUCAUAACUGGAACAAAGUUAUCCAUGAUAACACAGUAACUUGGCUUGCAACAUGGAAAGAGAAUGUCAACGAGAAUAUUAAAUAUGUUUUUUUAGCCGCCAACAGUACACUAAAAGGUCAAAGCGAUUUUAAGAAAUUUGAAAAGGCUCGUGAACUUAAGGAUAUUGUUGCAAAAAUUCGACAUGAUUACAAUAAAGACAUGACGAACAAAGUAACAGCAAUUCGCCAACGUGCUACAGCUAUGUAUUUUAUUGACCGUCUUGCACUCAGAGCUGGCAAUGAGAAGAAGGAGGGUGAAGAAGCCGAUACAGUAGGCUGUUGUUCGCUUCGUUUCGAACAUAUAAGGCUGGAAGCGGGAAAUACUGUUCAUUUUGACUUCCUUGGUAAAGAUUCAAUACGAUAUCAGAACACUGUAACUGUAGAUGGUCAAGUUUUCAAAAACCUCAAGCUUUUCCAAAGACACAAGGAAUCCGAUAAAGAUCAAUUGUUUGAUAGAGUAAACACACAAGAAUUGAAUAAACAUCUUUCGUCAUACAUGGAUGGCUUAACAGCUAAAGUGUUCCGUACUUAUAAUGCUUCACAUACUUUUCAAGAACAACUUAAAAAUACUCCGGUAAGUGGAUCCGUCAACGAAAAGAUUUUAGCGUAUAAUCGAGCAAACCGUGAAGUGGCUAUUCUAUGUAACCAUCAACGUACUGUCAGUAAAACAUUUGAUAAUCAAAUGAAUAGAAUUGAAGAUAAGAUACGUGCUUUGAAAUAUCAAAAGAUGAGACUUAAGAAGACGAUGUUGACAUUGGAUCCAAAGCUGAAAAAGAAAAGACCUGAACUCGAUGAACCGGAGUCCGAUUUAGGAGAAGAAUGGUGUGAAGAAUAUGAGAAGCACUUAGAAGAAAAAGAAAAAGAUAGACUUCGAAAGAAGUUUGAAAAAGAUAAUGAAAAACGCAAGUCAGAGGGUAAGGGGCCGCUCUCUGAAAGUGAAUUGAAUGAACAGCUCGAGGAGGCUGAGGAAAAAACUAAGCAAUUAUCUAAAGAACGUAAGACAGGAAAAAUGGAAGUGAAGAAAAGUCAAACAGUUGAGAAAGUUGAAGCUCAAAUUGAAAAAGUUAAUGAACGUAUCAAGGUAGUUAAUCUCACAAAAGUCGAAAAAGAAGAAAAUAAAACUACUGCAUUAGGGACCUCGAAGAUAAAUUAUAUUGAUCCUCGUAUUUCGGCUGCUUGGUGUUAUAAACAUGAUGUACCGAUUGACAAAAUUUUCAACAAAAGCCUACGUGACAAGUUCAAGUGGGCUAUGGAAGUAGAUAAGAACUGGGUAAGUGUCUAUCUAUUAUUUAAUUAG
Molecule: messenger RNA, 2187 nt
Organism: Rhizophagus irregularis DAOM 181602=DAOM 197198
Lineage: Eukaryota; Fungi; Glomeromycota; Glomeromycetes; Glomerales; Glomeraceae
Source: RefSeq, a predicted model, not a curated record